Messenger RNA from Eleginops maclovinus (Patagonian blennie), 2001 nucleotides. Its product is annotated as protein phosphatase 1 regulatory subunit 3B-like. Gene Ontology annotation, molecular function: protein phosphatase 1 binding; glycogen binding. Gene Ontology annotation, biological process: regulation of glycogen biosynthetic process. Gene Ontology annotation, cellular component: protein phosphatase type 1 complex. The transcript is spliced from 4 exons. The record is from RefSeq and is a predicted model, not a curated record. Bases 514 to 1560 code for a protein of 348 amino acids. NCBI's taxonomy places the organism in Eukaryota, Metazoa, Chordata, Actinopteri, Perciformes, Eleginopidae.
GAUUGCCACUAAUGUCUCUGUAACACAUCGGGACUACAUAAAAGCCAAGCUAAACCGUUUGUUGGAGUGCUUCAGGGAACCAGCUUAGGUCAACUGUUUAUUCUUGCGAUUAACUGAAUUAGUUUCCGGUUUUCCAGCUUUCGAUGAUCAUGUUUUGCCAUAUAUAAGGAAGUUAUUGAGUCGGCCUCUCUUACAUUAUAGAGAACUCCAUUAAAGGAAAUCUUCAAGGCUGCAUGAGAAAAUCCUUGGGGGCCGGACAUAAACAAAGAAUCCACUACUGAUUGGCUGAAACUACAUCCACGUGUUUCACAAAGGGUUCAGCCCGGUUACUAAACUCCUUAAAUAUUCUCCUGAGAGAACAGAGACACACCAGAAUCACAAUCCUUGUUUCUUUCAUUGAUCUGAUUAAACCAAAGCUGGCUUCCAGCCUAUGAUCUUGAAUUAUCUGUAGCCUGGCAACAACAACAACAACAACAGCAACAGACAAAACGAAAGGGAACACAUUCUCUGGAGAUGAGUGGUGGAAGACUUCUCUAUGCUUUCGGCAUAGAGCCCGCUCUGAUGCCAGUUGACCAUCCCGCAUAUCUGAGCCUCGGCCAGCACCGACCUCUUUACCAGCUGCUGUCCAAGACUCCUCUGAUUCUCUCCCAGCGUCGUUAUCAGCCAGCCGACUGUCUUCCACGUAGUGGACUUCACUCCCCGCGUUCCUCUUCCCCCUUCCCUGCUUCCUCUUCGCAGCCCUCCUCUCCUGUCUCCUCAGAGCUUCGGAGCUGCUUCCGCAGGGAGGGCAGCGGUCUAAACAAGAAGCACGUGGUCUUUGCUGACACCAUUGGAUUGGCACUUACAUCUGUGCGCCAAUUUAUCCCAGAGCCAACUCCCCCUUCUUCUGAAUUGCCGAUGAAGCCCUCCUUUGCAAAACUGCAAGACCAACAGUCGCCCUCAGACAAUCUGCAGCGCUACAAGUUGUGCCUGGGUUUCCCUCAGCCAGCAUUCGACCUCAAAACCUUCCUCACACGAGGCAUGCGUGUGCAGUUGGAGAGCUGCAGCAUCUCAGAGAACUCCUUGAGCGGCAAAGUGCUUGUCUCCCAUGAAGGUAUUGAAGAAUCUGUGCAUGUAAGGGUGACCUUUGACUCUUGGCAAAGCCACCAUGAAAUCCCCUGCACGUUCCUGAAGCAGCAGCACUAUGGGGGUUCUGAUAUGAAGGUUUUUGCCUUUGACCUAAGCUUGCCAAAGAACAUUGAUCCAAAGGAGAGGGUUGAGUUUAUUGUGCUCUUCCAGCCUGGACCUGGCACAAUGCAACACUGCGACGACAACCAGGGGCAGAAAUACAGGGUGUGCGUGGAAACGGAUGGAUCCAAUGGUCACCAAGAGGAUGCUUACCGUGGAUACCUCACAAUUUCACAAUAUCGGCCUCUGCAAAUGAACUUCGGCACUCAGAACUUUACUGAUCCAAGGCGGACAACGCUUGACAUCCAGAACUCUUUCGAUUCCCAGCAUCUUCAGAGGAGUUUAUCAAGCAGAGUCAGAGAUUGGAGAGCUAUGAGCUCGGCCAUGCAAUGACAUUAGCCAACCCUCUCAACAGAACUAUGAGAACAUGUAAAAAUUGUCAGCAUUUUAAUAUUUAUUUAGAGUUAGGACUUUCUAAAAUCUCCAGUGUACGUUGGUCUGAAGACAACCAUGUGAUCACAAAGAACUAUUUGAACACCACAGAAUCUGAUGAAGGCUCAUAGUGUAUUGAAAUUAAGUUGCGCCACCAAAAAAAGCAAUUUAGGUUUAGUCAACAAUGCACACAUUCUGAAAGUGUUCCCAUUUGCAUUUUCUUUUCUGAGGUAGUGGCAUGAAAAACUGUAUGUUGAAAUUACCACCAAUACGUUUUGUCACAACCAGGGUUGCGGUCACAGAAAAUCACCCCGGUCAUUUUCUGUGAGAUCAGAUUGGCUCAAGCUGAUUGUGAAUAAUACAGGCAAUAUUGUUCUAAAUAAAUCCAUUUCUUACAAAUCU